Molecule: messenger RNA, 1379 nt
Organism: Drosophila navojoa
Lineage: Eukaryota; Metazoa; Arthropoda; Insecta; Diptera; Drosophilidae
Product: prolyl 4-hydroxylase subunit alpha-2
Cellular component (GO): endoplasmic reticulum
Molecular function (GO): procollagen-proline 4-dioxygenase activity
Source: RefSeq, a predicted model, not a curated record
UCGGCUCAUUCGUGUGGAUAGCUCUAGACAUAAUGGUUGUCAUUCUGUGCCUGCUCCUACUGCUACUUGCGACAGUUAGUGGUGAAAGUAUUCACGUCGAGGAACUAAAUAAUGUUUUGAAAUUGGAGCGCGAAUUGCUGCACAACUUUCGCAGCUAUGUGUCAGCGCUCGAAGAGAGAGUAAACACAAUGAAGGGCGCUAUUGAGGAGUACAGCUAUCUGAUAAAAUACGUCGAUAGACGCCCCGAUCUGUUUAUGACGAAUCCGAUAUUUGGCUUCCGGCUGAUGAAUCACAUUCGCUACGACUGGCAGCUGUGGCAGUCAGCGAUGAUGCUCCCGCUAGGCAGUCAGCAGAUUGAGAUGCAGCAGCGGCUCCUUGCGCUCGUACCCAAGGACGAAGCGCACACUCAAGCGGCGGAGAGUCUGCAGUCGCUGUUCAGGUUCUACAAUUAUAAGCCGGCUGCCUUCCUGAUGCACCGGAAGAAGUACUUGAGGUUAGGCCCCUGGGACUACUAUCACAUGGGGCGCGAGCUGUUCGAGCUGGGCCAAUACCACGAGGCACUGGAGUGGCUGGCCGUGGCCAGAGUCAACUACACCGCAUCGCCCCACAACGAGCUGCUGGGCGCCACGGACGAGCUGAUCAACUAUAUGCAGAGCAAGACGUUGAAGAAGCUGCGCCAGCAAAGUGAGUUGGCUGACGAGUCGCUGGACGAGCAACUGGAGCUGCUGACGGCGGGUCGCACUGGGUCGACGCCUGUCGAGGACGCCAGCGUACUGCAGCAACAGUGCAGAGGGAACUACGAAAGGGACUUGCAGUUGAUCUGCGAGCUGAACACUGAGUUCACGCCCUUCAUGCAGCUGGCGCCGCUGCGCAUGGAGGAGCUGCUGUACGAUCCCUUGGUGGUACUCAACAGGAACGGCAUUAGAGAGCGCGAGAUCGCGCACCUGGCGAACGCCUUCGAGCGCUGUCCGCCGAGCUCGAUGCUGACACGGAUUCCCGGCGUGAAGAUCUGCUCCAUUUCGAAUAAUUUCAGCCCGAUAUCAAUCAGAUUGAUGGAACGCUUGGUCGACAUGUCGGCAGCCAAACUACUCAUGGACAAAUUCUUUAUGCUCGAGUAUAGUCCACGUGAUGCAUUCAGGCUACAGGAUCUAUAUAAGUUCUUGGGUGUGAAAGAGAAUGUGGAUGGCACGGCCCUGUUUUUUCUGAACGAUAUGGCUAUGGGUGGAGCCAUUACCGUGGCUGGACAUGAGCUGGCCGCCUUUCCAAGUCGCGGCGAUGCAUUGGUAUUCUUCUUCGAAGACGAAUUUCGGAUCACCUUCUGUCCCAAUGUGGUGGGCAAGAGACUGGUUCUCAUUCAGUUCCUAACGCACGAAGAGUGA